Penaeus indicus is the source of this 1353-nucleotide messenger RNA. RefSeq names its product zinc finger MYND domain-containing protein 10-like (gene Zmynd10). The record is from RefSeq and is a predicted model, not a curated record. The coding region runs from base 1 to 1353 and encodes 450 amino acids. Gene Ontology annotation, cellular component: cytoplasm; centriolar satellite. The transcript is spliced from 8 exons. Gene Ontology annotation, biological process: outer dynein arm assembly; motile cilium assembly; inner dynein arm assembly. Lineage: Eukaryota; Metazoa; Arthropoda; Malacostraca; Decapoda; Penaeidae.
AUGAAGCAGACGCAGUCCCUGGCCAAGUUAACCAAGUGGGUGAUCCAGGGCUGCCGGAUUGUGCAACUGAGUCUGCAGGCAGCGUUGGAGGCGUCCCAAGGGGGCCAUGAGCACGUUCAACACAGCAUUACUUUACAUAAUAAGGGAGGCCUGGCAAUCAUCUGGCAUCUGCUUGCGGCCGAAACGUGGCGCCUUCACCUGCUGCCUUUGCUGCGUCGCCAAGAGCCAGCGCCGACUUCCUCGCUGCCAUUCAUGCUUGUGCUCCAGACGGAAACCUCCGCUAUGACGCUGGUCGAGUGCCUGGCCUUCCACGAGGACGCAGCCGAGGCUCUCGACGGCCUCUCCUUGGACGUAAUCGACUACUGCGUCAGACAACUGACGGACGUCGCGGCGUUCUCGCAGGCGGAGCAGCAGCCCCUCUUCUCUCCACAGGAAGCUCUUCACACUCUCACAGAGACCAGUAAACAAGGACCUGGGAGUGAUGCAUGCCACGGGGGCCACGAGGGCCACGAGGGCCACGAGGGCCACGAGAGCUACGCUGAGGUGGCGCGAGAGGAGCAGCGUGUCCGCCUGAUGCUCGGCUGCCGCGCGGCGUCUGUGCUGCAGCUGCUGUCUUCGUGCCGGCGGCGCCUCCCCCUGUGCGCCACGACGCGCCUCGCCGUCACGCACGACGUGGUGCAGCUGCUGGCGUCCCUGCUCUGCGCGUCGCCGUGGAAGACGCAUUACCGAGGGAAGCCCUACGUCUUCCAAGACGGCCAGUGGGCGGAGCAGGGCGCCGAGGGCCAAGACGGUGGCCCUGCCCUCACCCGCACGGAGUGCCAGAUCUGGGCGACGCUUCACACACUCUUGAUGGACCCGGAGACGCUGGCCUUGUACGAGAUCAACAGCAGACGCCGCUCCGCCCUUCUGAAGCUGCGGGGCCUCCUCAACGACGCCGCCCUAGCGCAGGUGCCCGCCCUCGAGCCGCUGGCCAGGUGGCUGGCGAGCCUGGCCUUCACCACCCCCCAGGCCCCCCGGCCCCCGCCGCUCGUCACCUCCGUCGCACAGCUGGGCGAGAGUGUGGCCGGGGCAUGGCGUGGGCGCUGGCCACGGCUGGCGGGCCUCUUGGGGCCGAGGUUCCUCACGCCCACGCCCGACGCCCUCGCAGCCCUGGCCACGCACAUGGCCGCCGCCUGGGACCUCGAGGCGCUCGAGGCGCUGCUGCCGGACACGCCCGCCUGCGCCGCCUGCGGGAGCCCGGCCGGCCGCAGGUGCUCCAGGUGCCACGCGAACUGGUACUGCAGGAGAGAUUACAAGUGCAUUGGGCUGGGCAAACCAGCCCAAGUCAUUGAGAGUCGCAAGCCUGGGAAAUAG